CCCCACCCCCAUCCCGGCGCGCGCACACACCACCCUCAUGAUAAAUUCGCACUAACCAAAGUCCCACCGAUCCGCUUCCAGAGACACGAAAACUGAUCCAUAAAUCAUGAGUGUGUUUAUGUUUUUCCUAAUUCUGGCGUUUUUCAGCGAUGCCGUUCAAGUGCACCGUAGUGCGCUGAAUGAUUUCCAGCGUUCUGAGGGAAGAGAGCUGGUACCGUUUAAAACUGGCCAUGUCCCUUCGCUUCCCGGCAUCACACUGGAGGAGUGUGCCAGACGCUGCUCAGAGAGUCUCGACUGCAGGGCUUUCAACUAUGUUUUUCGUCCAUCUCUAAUGUGUAAGCACUUGCCCUGGGUGGGCAACACGGACAAAGCAGAGGUAAAGAGGAACGUCAACUGUGACCUGUAUGAGAUGAAAGUUUAUGUCAGGAAGUGCAUUAUUGGUAAUGGCGAGGACUAUCGGGGAGACGUAUCUAAGACCAAGACUGGGCGGACGUGUCAACAAUGGUGGUCAAAGUUUCCUCAUGAUCACAGAUACACUCCUUCUUCCUCUAAUGGCCUGGAGCUAAAUUACUGUCGUAAUCCAGAUGGGGACAACAUUGGACCCUGGUGCUACACCACAGACCCUGAGCGCAGAUACGAGAGUUGUAAUAUCCCCCAGUGUAAAGACGAGGUGUGUAUCACCUGUAACGGAGAGGACUACAGGGGUCAGGUUGAUCGCACAGUGAGUGGAAAAGAAUGCCAGAGAUGGGACCAGCAAUAUCCACAUCAACACAUCUAUCAACCAGAAAAAUACCCUGAUAAGAGCCUGGAUGAUAAUUACUGCCGGAACCCUGACGCCUCCCCCGUGCCCUGGUGUUACACCACUGACCCGGAGGUGGAGAGAGAGCGCUGUGACAUCCGCAAGUGCUCGGAGACUCCGAAGCGGCGUUCUCGCUCCAGCUACACGACGAACUGUUUCCGAGGCCGUGGGGAGGAUUACAGAGGCAAAGUGAACGAGACGACUUCAGGCAUCCCGUGUCAGCGCUGGGACGCACAGUCCCCCCAUGAGCACCCAUUUUACCCCCACACUUAUGAGUGCAAGGGACUGGAAGAGAACUACUGUCGUAAUCCAGAUGGUUCUGAGGCUCCCUGGUGCUUCACAUCAAGGCCUGAGAUGAGGACGGCCCUCUGUCUACAGAUCAAACGCUGUGCUGAUGACAUUGAGGCUGAAGAUUGCUAUAACGGAAAUGGAAAAAACUACAGAGGUACUGUCCGCAAAACUCGGAAGGGCAUCCUCUGUCAGAACUGGAGUGUAAAUACACCACAUAAAACUAAGAUUAACCCAAAGACACACCCAGAGGCCAACCUGACAGAGAACUACUGCAGGAACCCAGACGGAGAUCUGCACGGACCCUGGUGCUACACUGCCGACCCCAAAACUGAAUUUGAUUACUGUGCAAUCAAGCAGUGUGCAGGGGAGGAUCCACCUAUCAUAAUGCCACCAGAGCCUGUAGAGUUUAAUGAAUGUGGGAAGCGUGAUGACCGUAUGUUGAGAAGUAAGCUGAGGAUUGUUGGUGGCACACCAGGAAAUUCUCCAUGGACAGUCAGCCUAAGAGACAGGAAAGGAAAGCAUUUUUGUGGAGGGUCACUGGUGAACUCAAAAUGGGUGAUCAGCACUAAGCAGUGCUUCUCCUCAUGCAGUUAUGUGGACCUCACAGGGUAUGCUGCGAUCAUGGGCACCGUGUACCGGGAUCCAAAGGAAGGAGAACCUGGCACACAGUCUAUUGCUCUAAACAAAAUCGUUUGCGGGCCUUCGGAGUCACAUCUAGUCCUGCUACAGCUAGAAACUCCUGCAGAGUUUAAUGAGCGUGUGUCACAAAUAUGUCUUCCCCCUGAGCGCUACAUUGUUCCAGAGGGAACCACCUGUGAGAUUGCUGGUUGGGGGGAGACCAAAGGAACGGGGGAUGAAACAGUGCUGAAUGUUGCUCAGAUGCGAGUGCAGAGCAACAGCGAAUGUAACAAAUACUUCAAAGGGCGUGUGAAGCAGAAUGAAAUGUGUACUACAUCUUUUUUUGGUGGAGUAGGGGCUUGUGAGAAAGACUAUGGAGGCCCUCUGGCAUGUCAGAACAGUGACUGCUGGGUCUUAGAGGGAGUCAUUAUCCCUAUGCGUCGCUGCGGGCACCCAGGACAACCCAACAUCUUUAUCCGUGUAUCGAUGUACGUAGACUGGAUCAAGAAGGUCAUGGAGAUGGCAUAGCUGGCAGAAAUCACUCACCCUGUAUAACAAUUUAUUCAAUUUAAGCAUUUGCAGAUAGCAGGGGAAAGAUAUCAGAUCUUUGCUCAAGUCAAAUCAAUUCUAGAUUGUUAUUCAUUACAAAUGAAUGUAAGUAGAGUAAUCUUCAGCAAGAAUAAAUGACUAGAGGAGGAUUAAAUGACUGCUGUACAAGUUAUACUUAAGUUUAUGUUUUAUAAAAUAAGCUUAUGAAUGUACUUAUAUACAGUGCCCUCCCAAAGUAUUGGAACAGCAAGGCCAAUUCUUUAUUUUUGCUAUACACUGAAGUCAUUUGGAUUUGAGGUCAAAAGAUGAAUAUGAGAGGAUAGAUCAGAUUUUCAGCUUUCAUUUCCUGAUAUUUACAUCUAGAUGUUCUGCUACCUUUGGUGGCAGACUACACAAUUUUUAGGUGAGCAAAAAUAUUGGAACAGAUCGUCUUAAAGUAAAUAACAUUAAUAUUUGGUUUAUAGCAAUAACUGCAUCAAGGCGACCCACUGAUAUCACCAAACUGUUGCAUUCUUCUAUUGUGAUGCUUUUCCAGGUUUGUGCUGCAGCUUCUUUCAGUUGUUGUUUGUUUUGGGUGGUUUUUCCCUUCAGUCUCCUUGUCUUACUGCAUGAUGAAAUUCCUCCCUAUUAGAUUGGAUGCAUUUCUCUGUAAAUUGGCAGACAGAAUGCUUCUGUAGACUUCUGAAUUCAUUCUGCUGCUACCAUCAUGAGUUACAUCAUCAAUAAAGAUUAGUGAGCCCAUUCCAGAAGCAGCCAUGCAAGCCCAAGCCAUGACACUACCUCCACCGUGCUUGACUGGUGAGCUUGUAUGUUUUGGAUCAUGAACAGCUCCUUUCCUUCUCCACACUUUGGCCUUUCCAUCACUUUGGUAGAGGUCAAUCUUGGUUCCAGAAUCGCUCAUCUCUGUAUUUCUUUUGCGAAUUCCAAUCUGGCCUUUAUGAUUCUUACAGGUGAUGAGUGGUUUGCAUCUUGUGGUAUGGCCUCUGUAUUUCUACUCUCAAACAGUGGAUUGUGAUACCUUCACCCCUGCCCUUUGGAGUUUGUUGGUGAUGACACUGACUGUUAUUUUGGUGUUUCUGUCAUCAACUGCUGUUGUUUUCCUUGGCCAACCUGUUCAAUGUCUGAUUGUUAGUACACCAGUGGUUUCUUUCUUUUUCAGGAGAUUCCAUAUUGUUGUAUUGGCUAUGCCUAAUGCUUGUGCAAUGGCUCUGAUCAAUUUUCCCUCUUUUCUCAGCUUCAGAAUGGCUUGCUUUUCUCCCAUAGACAGCUCUCUGGUCUUCGUGUUGGUUUAUCUUUUUUAACAAUAAAUGCAAUCUUCACAGGCGAAACCCAGGGCUCAAAUCAAGAGUAGACAUUCAGAGCUAUUAAUUGUUUAAACAAUCAAUCUAACAGGGCACACCUGGGCAACAGGAAACACCUAUCGGGCAUCAUGUUCCGAUACUGAUCACUUGAAAAUCAUAUGUAUCCAAUAUGAUCCAAUAUUGAUCACUUGAAAAAUGGGUGAGUUCAAACAAAUGGUGCCAUGUUAUAAGUUGUUUAACACAUCUAGAUAUAAAUAUCCAGAAAUGAAAGCUGAAAUUCUGAUAUAUUGUCUCAUAUUCAUCUUUUUGAAACCCAAAUAUCUUCAUUGUACAGCACAAACAAAAGAAUUGAUUAUGUCGUUCUAAUACUUUCGGAGGGGGCUGUAUAUGCUUAAGUCAUGCUUAUUUGCUUAUCUAAACAUACAUCUGUAAAGUAGAUUUUCACUUGCCAAAGCCUAUUUAUCCUUUAUUUGUUAACCUUUAAACAUAGUCCUGAGAAUAUCAGGAACACUUCACUUUGUAGCUUUUGUUGUGGCAACAACUGCAAAAGUCUCAAUAAAAGAGCUUCACUUUUCAA
Pangasianodon hypophthalmus (striped catfish) is the source of this 4135-nucleotide messenger RNA. It is a transcript of the gene mst1, whose product is annotated as macrophage stimulating 1. Gene Ontology annotation, molecular function: receptor tyrosine kinase binding; serine-type endopeptidase activity. The record is from RefSeq and is a predicted model, not a curated record. The coding region runs from base 107 to 2236 and encodes 709 amino acids. Gene Ontology annotation, biological process: proteolysis; regulation of receptor signaling pathway via JAK-STAT. The transcript is spliced from 18 exons. Lineage: Eukaryota; Metazoa; Chordata; Actinopteri; Siluriformes; Pangasiidae.